CGAUGAUGACACUAGUAGUUGUAGUAGUAUUAACAACAAAAAACGAAGCAAGUUAUCAUCGUCUUUUGCUGCUGCUGCUGCUGCUGCCUUCAACGGUGGUGGUGGUCAUCCUGGUGCUGGUGGAAUGGAGACAAACGAAAGGCUGACGUGCAUUGCAUGCAAGCGGGAGUUACGACGGGAGGAAAUAUCAGAACAGGUGGGAUGCGACACAUCGAUCACUGCAGACCUGGUCACAUGGACAUGGACUCCGAGCGCUCUUUUCACCGAUUGGCGGCCCAAACGGUGUCCCCGUUGUGAGCGUCACUUUACCCUUUUUGCUCAAGAAUGGCCGAACCGGAAGGAGAAAAAGAAAAAGAAGCUUGUUGCUGCCACUCCUCUUAGCAGUAGUAGUAGUCCUAAUACGACCACAGAAGCAGGAGAUAGCAGCAGCAGCAUCAAGUCGUCUAAAAAGAGCAGCAGCGUCAGUGGAAACAAGAAGCAGUCUUCGUCGAAAAAGAAAUCUAGAGCAGCAGCAACCAAGCGUGGACAGGAACAAGAGAAGAAAAAGCAAAAGAAAAAGAGGGUCAAGGCCAAAGCAGCAGAAGCAUUGCCGCCAUUAAAGAUUGAGACGACCGACGACGUGUUCGACAACGAUGAUCUGUUUUCGCCACUUCUCACCCCGCUUUCUGAAUUUUCGGGUGACGAAGAUGACCUGUUCAAUGUUGCACUGUGAAAAAAGGGCCUUUCUCUCCUUAUCUUUCAUUAUUCCCCCCCCCCCCUCCGCCCCUGCCAACCCCCUGGUGGCCUACAUACAUGAAAAGACGCGCCGUAAAAAAAUCAAACCCAUCUCCUCUCGUUUGUAAAUAAUUCUUUUUUCUUAGUAAGAGUAAGAAAAAAAAAGAAAAGAAAAGAAA
This is a messenger RNA of Zychaea mexicana, 893 nucleotides long. RefSeq lists its product as uncharacterized. Bases 125 to 712 code for a protein of 195 amino acids. The record is from RefSeq and is a predicted model, not a curated record. Lineage: Eukaryota; Fungi; Mucoromycota; Mucoromycetes; Mucorales; Lichtheimiaceae. The transcript has a single exon.